Messenger RNA from Asparagus officinalis (garden asparagus), 660 nucleotides. RefSeq lists its product as uncharacterized. The coding region runs from base 1 to 660 and encodes 219 amino acids. Lineage: Eukaryota; Viridiplantae; Streptophyta; Magnoliopsida; Asparagales; Asparagaceae. The record is from RefSeq and is a predicted model, not a curated record. The transcript has a single exon.
AUGGCUGCCUGCAUUGAGCUCGCAUUGGAGGAGAGUUGUCCUUUCGAAAGCUUCGAAGAGGAUAUCGACUAUAUCAUAGGCUUCUUGAUCAAGAGGCUCAAGCAUUCUGGGGCGCUGCCUUAUUUCCAGCGCAAGGAGGCAGUGAAAGAAGCUAUCCAGCAGUUGCUUGCCCUUCGAGCGAAGAGUUCCACUCUUGUGGAUCUGGCAUCCGGCGAAGUCCAAGCGGUGGUGCAAGAGCGAGAUCGCCGUCUGAACGAAACUAUGUCAUUGGAGGCGAGACUGUCAGCAGAGUUGGAGCAGGCCAGAGCUGAGAACGAGCGGAUGGUCUUCGAGCGACAGAAGGCUGAUAACCGCGUUUCUCGCUUGUCUUCGGAGGUAGAGACUUUGAAGCAGGUCAUAGCUAAGGCGCAGGCCUCAUUGGCUAUUCAGGAGAAGACUCGUGAGCAGGCGGUCAAGGAGUUGAAAAGCAUUGAAUCUCGCCAGCAGUUGACGGCUAAUUCUGUGGAGGAAAAGGAGCGAGCCCAUAGGGAGGCCAAAGAGACCGUUCAAGACUUGGCCUCACGCACUGAGGAAGAUCUCCGAGGAGAGAUUCUGCGGGGCCUAGAGCUUCGUCACGCCAGGGAGAUUCGUGAGGCGGAACUGCGGUUGAAAGCCUUGUAA